CACCGGAGAGAGGGCGCCGGGCCGUGGCUGCAGAGGGCCGCGCUCUCGUCCGGGAUGAUCGCGUGGGGAGGAGCCGGGACUCUGGCCACGCGCGCGGCCGUUGCGGCGCUGCUCUUGUCCGCGCUGGCGCUCUACUGGCUGCCGCUGCGCGCAGUUUUAGAAAGAGCGUUUUCACUACAUAAAGCACAUUCGAUAAAGGUCAUGGAAAAUACUUUCCAGUUGGUGAGAAAUAUCAUACCUCCUCUAACCACCAAAAAGUACAAAGGACAAGAUGGAAGAAUAGGCGUAGUUGGCGGCUGUCAAGAGUACACCGGAGCCCCGUAUUUUGCAGCAAUCUCCGCUCUCAAAGUGGGUGCAGAUCUGUCGCACGUGUUCUGUGCCAAGGAAGCCGCGCCCGUGAUCAAGUCCUACAGCCCGGAGCUGAUUGUCCACCCCGUCCUCGAUAGCCCUCAUGCUGUUCGUGACGUGGAAGCGUGGUUACCCCGACUGCACGCCCUUGUUGUCGGACCUGGUUUAGGCAGAGAUGAUGUUCUUCUAGAAAAUGUCAAGGGCAUUUUAGAAGCAUCAAAGGCCAGGGGUAUCCCGGUCGUCAUCGAUGCGGACGGAUUGUGGCUGAUCGCUCAGCAGCCGUCCCUCAUUCAAGGUUACCGGAAGGCUGUUCUCACUCCCAACUACGUGGAGUUCUGCAGGCUCUACGAAGCUGUGCUUAGAGAUCCCAUGGACAGCAGGGAUCCUGAUGGUGCUGUACUGAGGCUCAGCCAGGCCCUCGGGAACCUGACCAUCAUUCAGAAAGGAGAGAGAGAUGUGAUUUCAGACGGUGACCAGGUGCUGGUGUGCAGUCAAGAGGGCAGCCGCCGCAGGUGCGGUGGGCAAGGGGACCUGCUCUCCGGCUCCCUGGGCGUCCUGGUGCACUGGGCACUGCUGGCUGGGUCUGAAAAGACAGACGGGGUAAACCCUCUGCUUGUGGCUGCAUUUGGUGCCUGUGCACUCACAAGGCAGAGCAGCAGCCAAGCUUUCCAGAAGUACGGGCGCUCCAUGACCACCACGGACAUGAUUGCAGAGGUUGGAGCUGCUUUCCGAAAACUCUUUGAAACCUGAACACCUGAGAGCAGGCAGAAAAAUGGGCACCACCGGUAGAGGGAAACCGCAUUUACAUUGGGAGAGAAAUGCCUGUCUAUGCAUGUGAUGGGUCAUUGGAACACUAACAGCACAGAUUUCUUGGUAGAUACCGAAAGUCUAGGAUAAAUUGGUUCACGUGGAAACUUUAUGGGAUGUAAUGAUUUCGGGCUAAAAUAGUAUGUAGCUGGAGAUGUUAUAAUGAAAACUAAAGUAUUCCUGAACUCUUCUCCAUUUCUCACCAAGAACUAAGAAAAAAAUUCAAGAGAAAUCAUAUGAGAAUGAAAAAUUCUUUCACCAGCUCACCUGAAUUUCUUGGCUUGAUUCCUCCAAGAUAAGCAGAGUUCUGUUUUUAGUUUUUCUAUACUUCUCGUUCUUGCUACUGAGUCACUUAAUUUUUCUUUUAUUUAUGCAAGUAGCUCCUUUUAUUCAGGAGGACCCAAUCAGUUGCUUUCAAAUAUCUACGUGAGUAAUGGUGGUUUUUCGAUUUUUUUUUUUAAACUGACGUCCACCAAGGGAUUUGUCUUUCGUUCUUCAGCUCGUUUUUGUUUGUUCAAAGCCGACUGGGUUGAAGUCUCUGGGCCGACAUACUAAGCGUUGGCUGUUGGAGCUGACUCAGCUGAGUGGUUUAGAAUACAGUGGUAACUGACUUAGGAAACCAUUUAAGAUGCAGUGGGAGGAAGAUCAGAAGGAAGCUUGACACCACUGAUGCGUCGGGUGGAUGGGUCAGGGGGAGGCUUUCUGAAAUACCUCACGUCAUACUGUCUCGGUUUUCCGUUUCCGCAGGCACGUAUGUCCUUCGGAGGGCUCACAGGCAUCAGCAAAAUAAACAUGAAUUGAAGGGACGUAGGUGGGAUGGUUGUGGUUCCACUGUUUCUGGUGUGGCCAACCAAUGUGUUGUUAUCUUUGGGGAGAAACAAGCGCAGUAAGUUAAACUUGGCCGUGGUGUUCUUGCUGCUUUGGAAUACGUGGAGCUUUGUUCCGUCUGGCGAUGAUAGUUCUGAGGGUGCCCGGGAGGCAAUACUAGCAGACACCAUUCUGUCAGCUGAUGAACAGGACAGCUGUGUCCAUCUGGUUUGAAAUGUGCAUGUCCUCGGGAAUAUUUACAGUCCAUUAAAGAAAUUGAUUCUCUCUGAAAUUUUAGUAAAUGAGAUGUUUUAUUCUAUUGUUAAUCUCCAGUAGCUCACUUUUUUUUUAAAUAAGAGACACUCUAUUCAAUACAACCUGUCAAGAUCUUGGAAUUUCCUUUACCUUUUUUUAAAAUUGUGCCUUAAGCGAAAGUUUGCAGAACCAAUUAGUUUCUCGUUCAGCAGUUCAUACACAAACCGUUUUACGACGUUAGUUGCAAUCCCCGCGGUGUGUCAACGCUCUCCCCUUCCCCGCCCCGGGUUCCCCAUAUCCAUCCGUCCGUUUCUCCUAUCCCUUCCUGCCUUCUCAUCUUGAUUUUGGGCAGGUGUUGCCCAUUCGCUCUCGUAUACAUGACUGAAUGAAGACGCACGUUCCUCUUGUUUUUGUUUUACAGACCUGUCAACACGUGUUUCGUAUGGAUGGUUUUUACGGUGGCAUCUGCUUUUAAAAUGGGCUGACAUACGCUUAUUUGCUAGUGCAGUUUCUCAGUGGGGUUUGGUGCAUAACAUGCAAUUGAGUAUCCUUUUACACCUUUAACAAUGCUUUUUCUACAACAAAUGCAAAAUCUACACGGUUGCCUUACUGCCCUUUUGGUUGAUAACUCUGUGAUUCAACCUAUCUCACCCUAAACUGACUUUACUUUCCUUAAAACUAUUAAAUCACCUGUUAACAACUGGUAAACAAUGUUUGCUACUGUUAUUUCAUGUCUUACUUUAGAAGCUUCACUAUCUACACGUGAACUUCUCUGCCAAAACCGGCGAACAUUUUUUUCCUUUGGGUCACUACAUCUGAACACUGUUAAACGAAAAACAGCUAACUUAUUUAAGUGUAGAGUUUUGUAUUUUUUUCUUCUAAAUUAAAAAUCCAAAAACCACCUUUCGCCUUUUCUAAGUGAGGGCAUUGUCUGAUACUUGAGAGAGAAAAACACAGAAGCCUGUAUGUAUAAAAUGUAUGUUUUUCCCCAAUGCAUACCAGUAUGGUUCCCAUUAAGUAAUUUAAGAACAAGCCUGAAAUGCAGCCAUUUCUUUCCAUAUAAAAUAAAAUCCAGCAAAGCCACAGGAACUGUUACGUUUUUUGUUAACAUUUUUGCUUCACUGGGAGAUAAGGAGUAUACCCAAGUCCGGUGCUGAUUUUUUUUUUAAAGGAGGUUAUUAAUCGCUUCACUUUUCUUUUACAAUGAAUCAGUGCUUACUCACCAGCACCAGCGAGAGCAGCUCAAGUCCUUCCUGAGUUUCCCUGGACCAGGCUGACAACACUGGCGAGUCUAUUGUUUGGAUGGUCAAAGUGAGGCUUCUGGGUCCUCAGGCGAGACACUCAGCUCCCUUGGAGCUCUGCACUGACCCUGCUGGGUGUUUUAUUUUAACAAGCUCGCCUGCCAUCUGGUGAUCCCAGCUUUACCAUUCACAGGCUGGGUAACUUCCAGCAAGUCGGUUUCUGGACCCGCUGCGUUAUCUGCAGAAUAGGAAUACCAGUGACCUUUCCGGGUCAUGAAGAUUACAUGCUAACGUGUGCAAAGCUCCUGAAUUACAACUGUCAGUAAGUGUAAGCCGUUCUGACCACUGACCUGGCCGCUGUCUACAGCUCCAUCCACGGGAUUUAAAUGUUAGCUCUACAGUGACUCUAUCACGGGAAUACAAGAAAAUGAUAUGCCCGUUUCAGGAUCUAACAGCUGGAGACUAGGCCGGGCGAGUGUCACCUGGUUUUCUGUUUAUUCACUUAAUUAUUGCACUCCACCUCAGAAGGAGCCCUGGUGGCACAAUGGUUAAGCGCUCAGAUGCUAACCGAAAGGUUGGAGGUUCAGACCCACCCAGUAGCUC
This is a messenger RNA of Trichechus manatus latirostris (Florida manatee), 4061 nucleotides long. It is a transcript of the gene NAXD, whose product is annotated as NAD(P)HX dehydratase. Gene Ontology annotation, biological process: metabolite repair. Lineage: Eukaryota; Metazoa; Chordata; Mammalia; Sirenia; Trichechidae. The record is from RefSeq and is a predicted model, not a curated record. Gene Ontology annotation, molecular function: ATP-dependent NAD(P)H-hydrate dehydratase activity. The transcript has 10 exons. Bases 55 to 1098 code for a protein of 347 amino acids.